This is a messenger RNA of Geodia barretti, 636 nucleotides long. The record is from the annotation of a GenBank genome assembly. Lineage: Eukaryota; Metazoa; Porifera; Demospongiae; Tetractinellida; Geodiidae.
UUGGACUGUACGGAAGAGGCGUCGCUCAUCCGGCGCGCGCUGUCCGGCCGCGAGGGCGUCUACGGGGUGUCGUUCCACGUCGUCGACGGCCGGAUGACCGUGGAUGCCGACACCGACACGUUCGGUCCCGCGCAGGUAGCCAGGGCCGUCGCACGUCUCGGGAUGCGCGCCGAGCCGCUGAAGCAGGCGGCCGCCCAGGUCGAGUCGUGGUGGGAGCGGAACGGCCGCCGCGCACUGGUGGCGGCGAGCGGUCUCGCACUUGUCGGUGGGCUGCUGCUCCACGUCGUGGUGGCCGGCGGCGGCUUCGUGGAGCUCGUGCUGUCGCACAGCCACGGCGAGCACGGGGUCGACUAUCCCGUAGUCGCGCUGCUCCUCCUCGGCAUCGUCGCCGGCCUCUACCAUUCCGCGCCCAAGGCGGUCGGGUCGCUGCGGCGCCUGCGGCCGGACAUGAACGCGCUGGUGAUGGUUUCGGUCAUCGGCGCCGUCUUCCUGGAGGAAUGGGCGGAAGCCGGCACGCUCGCCUUUCUCUACGGACUGUCGGGCCUCGUCGAGAACUGGAGCGCCCAGCGGGCGCGCAGCGCGAUCGGCUCGCUGCUGCGCAUCUCGCCCGCGAGCGCGUCGGUGGUGCACGGCUGA